GGCUACUGGAGCGGGGGGAGUGGGUGGAAGCUUGGUGUCGUGUCCGCCGGUGGCCGGGGAACUUUGUCUGAAGCUGGUAUGGCGAGGGGCGCGAGGCCGGUGCGGUGGCCGCGGGUGCUGGCGCCGGCGCACCUGGCCGGGGCCAUCAGGCGGCAGAAGAGCCCGCUCGAGGCGGCGCAGCUGUACGCCGACGCGCCCGGCUGGUACCCGCGCGGCUCCUACCGCCACAGCGACGCCGUCCACGCCUCGCUCCUCGCCGCCGCCUCGUCCUCCCCCGCGCUGCUCCCCUCGCUCCUCCGCCGCGUCCUGCGCCGCUCCCCCUCCGCCGACGCCCUCCUCGCCGCGUCCAUUCCGCACCUCACUCCCGCGGACGCCGCCUCCAUAUUCCGCUCCUCGCUCCCCGCCUCCCCCGCCCCGUCCUGGUCCCUCUCCUUCUCCGCGCUCCUCCGCGGUCUCGUCUCCCGCGGCCUCCUCCCCGAGGCCGCCGGGCUCCUCGACGAAUUCCAGGGGCGCCCUGAGGUGUCCAUAGAGUCCGAAGACCUCACUCUGCUGAUCGAGGAGAUGUGCCGCCUGCGGCGCCCUGACCUCGCGCUCCAGGUGCUCGAGGAAAUGUCUAAUCAGUGUCUUGAGCCGAACAGAGGCGCCUACCGCGCGAUCGUUCCUGCGCUCUGCGAUGCUGGCAUGCUCGACGAGGCUACGCACGUCGUCUACUCCAUGCUGUGGCGCGUGUCGCAGCGGGGCUGCGACGGGGAUGUUGUGGUGUUCCGGGCGUUGCUGGUUGCGCUCUGUGCUGCUGGCCGGGGCGAGCUGGCAGAGCAAGUGCUGGAUAAGAUUAUCAGGAAGGGGCUGAGGACGCCAGGUAGUAGGCGCUCUCUUCGCGUGCCAAUGCUUGCUGUGCUUACCAUCGAGGAGGCGCGGGAAGCCAUUGACCGUGCUUUGGUUGUCCGAGGUGGGCGGACUGUUGCGAGCUUUGAGUCCAUUAUUCUUGAUCUCUAUGACGAGGGACGGUUGAAUGAGGCGGACAAUUUGUUUCAGGACAUGGGCAAAAAGGGGUUCAAGCCGACAAUAUGCAUGUUUGAAGCCAAAAUCGUUGCCUUAUGCAGGGAACAGAGGGUAGAUGAUGCAACCAAGGUGUUGGAGGAGGAGUUGGCCAAGAAUGGUCUCGUUCCCACUGUGACAACAUAUAACUUGUUAAUGAAGGGUCUUUGCGAUGCUGUGCAAGCAAUGAAGGCCCUCGGAUACCUUAAAAAGAUGGAUAAGCAGCUUGGCUGUGUUGCUCGAAAGGAGACAUUCUCUAUCUUGAUCAGUGGCUUGUCCUUAGAAGGAAAGUUUAUCGAGGCGACAAAGGUUAUGGAGAGGAUGGUGAAGAACCACCAUCGUCCUGACAGAAACGAUUUCAACAACGUUAUUGAAGGUUUAUGUUCUGUUGGCAGAACAUACGAUGCAUUGGUAUGGCUAGAGGAGAUGGUUGACCAUGGAGAAACACCUGAUGUCCGUGUUUGGUCUUGUUUGGUUUCAUCAUCUUUAGGAGUAGGAGGAAGCGUUAUGAUUGCAGCUAUGUGAGAAUUAGGAUUUAAGACAACAGUACUCUUGCAGCACACCAAAGACAACGCAACAGAGUUGCCUGUGAUGGUAAUAACGCUGAAGAGAAAAAGACAGUGUGCCUGUAGAGAUUAACCUGAAUUCUUGCCAGUUUGUAUCAGUAUGAAGAGGAGGGGAAAUGGGGAAUUGAGCUAGCUACAUUGUGUCCGCAAACAUGAGGAGGUUCAUUGAGUGCUGCUUGCUUCUAUUUCGGCCUGAGACAUGUUUGAUGAACAGGUGGAACUGUCAUCACAAUGAAAACCAUGCUGCUGUUGUGGACGUGGUGGUGACAGGUUGGAAUCUGAGUAACGCUGAAGGAAAGAGAAGACCGGCAGGAGAGGUGACUUUCUUUAUACACCCCCACAAGUCCGAGUAUGGAUCCGCGAAGGAGCAGCCAAAAAGCUCACAUGUAUCAAUUCUUAUUUCUGAUGGCAUGGCUGCCAUUGCCAAACUUGUUCUUGAGAGUGAACACGGACUAUUGGCAGCCGCGCAAUAGUCAUGGUGUUGGGAUGUUUAUAAGGACCUUGAAGUAUGCUGAAUGUUUGGUUCUUUCAUAUGCCGAUUGAGUUGUAAUAUUAGUAUUAAUAUUACACACUGUCGGGCUAAGCAUAACGUCAUUGUAGGGCAGGAUGCUGUCAUGCGGAGAGACCAAAUCCCAGACUUUGUUUUGUGUAGGGCUAUUUAGUUUUUGAGCAAGCUUAAUAAAGGAGCAAUUCCUAUCA
Molecule: messenger RNA, 2303 nt
Organism: Triticum aestivum (bread wheat)
Lineage: Eukaryota; Viridiplantae; Streptophyta; Magnoliopsida; Poales; Poaceae
Product: pentatricopeptide repeat-containing protein At1g05600
Exons: 1
Coding region: 79-1563 (494 amino acids)
Molecular function (GO): mRNA binding; protein binding
Source: RefSeq, a predicted model, not a curated record